This is a messenger RNA of Laccaria bicolor S238N-H82, 1625 nucleotides long. RefSeq lists its product as uncharacterized. Lineage: Eukaryota; Fungi; Basidiomycota; Agaricomycetes; Agaricales; Hydnangiaceae. The record is from RefSeq and is a predicted model, not a curated record. The transcript has 4 exons. Bases 1 to 1503 code for a protein of 500 amino acids. Gene Ontology annotation, molecular function: protein binding.
AUGAAGAUUCUCCUUGCCGAGCCUUUGACGCUCUCAGGUAUACCGUAUGACAUUCUCGAACACAUCUUCCAUCAAGUCAAUAGAUUGAAUCGCAAGCCCUUGAAGGAUCUUGCUAGUAUUCGUCUUACAUGUCGUCGACUGAACCAAGUGGUCGUGCCUUUGUUCUUCCGUGAUAUUAUUAUCAACUGCGACGCUGACUAUUUCAGAAUCACUCAAUCGGAAACCCAGCUUGCUGCGCUCGCCAACAAGCAAUGCCCUGCAUCAAGCCUCACGAAGCGGUUGACUAUUGUUUCCUUGUCACCGGACAUCUACAAUGGUCAACCAGAGAACGAUUUAAAGGAAAUUCGACCAAGAUUUUCUGAUCUGGAUAAACAUAUCAAGUCCGCCCUUGACGCUCUGGUCAGCUUGAAGAGUGUCAAUUGGCACUUCAGAUACUUCGAUCCUUACGGGGUUGCCGUCGCCAGCUUGAGCGCUCUUCCUCUGCUCAAGGAUGUCCGUAUCAAAUUCGGAGGUAAAAUACCUGAUCCAUUUCAUCUACCUCUAAGAAAGUUCUCCGGUCUCGAAAAGCUCGCUUUGUGCGAUGCAUAUGGCAAAAUCUCGUUGCCCUCAGAGAUUAUUGGUGAACUGGCACAUGUGAUCGCUAAUAGCCCUCUUCUCUCCCAUCUCGAAGUCAACGUCCACUUCUCUAAACCCUCUCUAUCAUUCCACGAAUUUGUAUCUUUGGCAUCAAAACAGGAACUUUCUCCCGAAAAACCCCCCUUGACGCAUCUGGCGCUCAAUACAGUCAAGUUAUGCAUUGACGCAACCACCCUCCCCUUCCUUCGCUCCCUUACCUCACUUGAUAUCUCGACCUCACCUGGCGUAUACAACUCUGAACUUUGGAAAGGUUUAAUGGACGCCAAAAUUCGUUUGGCCAAUCUCAAGACGGACAUCGUGACGAGCACAUUCAUCGACUACUUGACAUCCUAUUCAGGCCUUCAGAGAUUAACGAUGAAUCUGCGUAUCAUGUACCGUGAUUCUGAGUUCGGAACGACCCACCAUGUACAUGACCUAUUCCAUUCGGCUCUUCCAAUGCACAAGGACUCCCUUACAGUUCUGUCUAUCAAUCCUUCUGGUGAGAUGAGGUGGCGCAUUUGCUCUAAUUUAUUGACACCUCUCUAUACCUGUCAAAAUCUGGUUGAGUUAGGUCUGUUUGUGGCAGAUGAAGGCAAUGUGGAAUCGUUCGGCGUGCCGGACAUGGUCGCUUCCGCCGCGAACUUCCGCCAGCUUUCUAUUCUUCAAAUAUUCCGCGCGGGGCCAAUCAGCGUCAGGGGCUUUGGGAUAAUAGGUCACUUAAUGGACUACCAUAACCAGUUGCGAAAAACUUUCAUGGACGACCUCGCUAGUUUCAAAAUCAGCGACCCGGAACGAUACUUGUUUCAAGUGACUUGCUUUGGUAAAAUUUUUGAGCUCCUCCCUGACCCCGUGGAGGUUGGGAAGUAUAGAUACACUCUUCCCGCUUGAGAUAUAUAUUUUUUGCAAGUGAUUUUGGCUGGGUUAUGGCGGUUACAAAGAGUUCCUAAAUACGUUGGAAGAGUUUUGGCGCCUUGUCAUACUUACUCACAUGUUGAGAGGGAUUGUUGUUU